Raphanus sativus (radish) is the source of this 1119-nucleotide messenger RNA. Its product is annotated as syntaxin-52. The transcript is spliced from 6 exons. Gene Ontology annotation, molecular function: SNARE binding; SNAP receptor activity. Gene Ontology annotation, biological process: intracellular protein transport; vesicle fusion. NCBI's taxonomy places the organism in Eukaryota, Viridiplantae, Streptophyta, Magnoliopsida, Brassicales, Brassicaceae. The record is from RefSeq and is a predicted model, not a curated record. Gene Ontology annotation, cellular component: membrane; SNARE complex; endomembrane system. Bases 188 to 880 code for a protein of 230 amino acids.
AGCUUGCAAUAAAUAAUUUAAAAAGUCUCAUCAUUGUCUCUGCGGUCGCGUGAUAAUUUUCCUUUUCGACGACGGCCCCGUGGUGAUUCAAUUCCGCCCGCGCCUUGCAAAUUCAGCACCGCGAUUUUGUCUUUUGAAAAUCAAUUAAAAAAAAGGAUUUGAUCGUCGUAGUGCAAAAAGGGUCAAAAUGGGGUCUUCUUCUGAUGCAUGGAUGAGAGAGUACAAUGAGGCUUUAAAGCUCUCUGAGGAUAUCAAUGGCAUGAUGUCUGAAAGGAACUCGUCUGGUGUAACGGGGCCUGAUGCUCAGCGUCGUGCUUCUGCUAUUCGAAGAAAGAUCACCAUUUUGGGGACUCGAUUAGACACUCUUCAAUCCCUUCUUGUUGGGAAGCAACAUGUGUCAGAGAAGGAGGUGAAUCGUCGCAAGGAUAUGGUUGGGAACUUGAGAUCAAAGGCGAACCAGGUGGCGUCUGCUUUGAACAUGUCAAACUUUGCGAAUAGAGACAGCUUGCUUGGGCCAGAUACAAAGCCUGAUGAUGCAAUGAACAGAGUCUCUGGCAUGGACAACCAAGGCAUUGUUGGAUUUCAAAGACAAGUUAUGAGAGAACAAGACGAAGGGCUGGAGAAGUUGGAGGAAACAGUGAUGAGUACCAAACACAUUGCUCUCGCUGUCAAUGAAGAGCUCACUCUGCAGACAAGGCUUAUUGAAGACUUGGACUACCACGUGGAUGUUACUGACUCCCGCUUACGGCGGGUGCAGAAGAGCCUAGCGGUGAUGAACAAGAAUAUGAAAGGAGGUUGCUCGUGCAUGUCAAUGCUAUUGUCAGUGCUUGGAAUCGUUGGUCUUGCUCUUGUCAUUUGGCUGCUGGUUAAGUACCUCUAAAUCUGAUCCCCCACCACCACCAAUAUGACAAUGAAUGAAUUUGAUAUAUAUAAGCAAUGAAAAAAUGUGUACCUCUUCUCCUUCUUUCUGCCUCUCCUCUAUGCGAGAGUGGUUGUUAUUAUCAAUAUAUUUGUAUUGUUUCCUCUUUUGUGCCUUCUCUCUCAUUACUGUAAGAAGAAUGUCGCUGCGUGUGCAAGAAACAAGUCACUUAUUCAAUCUGUAUUUCCCUUGGUCGUGUA